AUGUCUUUUGUUUUCAUAUAUCUGUGGCCUCUCCCUUCUUUCAACUGCAAUACUCUCACUAUAUGUAUCUUUUACUCCUUCGUCGCACUUCAGAUCAUGUACGCUGAGACUCCUGAAAAGCUCGAGGCUGCCAUAGAGGACAUGCAGGCCAAGUCCCACCAGGCCUAUAUCCAACGAGUGAUGAGCUUCCUGAAACGCAAGACCGAAUGGGUGCUCCUUUUCCGCAGUGACCUCACCACAAGAGGUCAUAACACAAACAACUUCGCGGAAGCAUCAAUUCAGGUACUGAAAGAUAUCGUACUCCAGAGACGCAAGGCGUACAAUGUUGUCGCCCUCGUUGACUUCGUCGCCUCCGUCUGGGAGGAUUACUUCUGCAGAAAGCUCCUGGCACACGCCCACAACAGGAAACCUAUGCACCAACUGCAGUACGACCGGCUGCUCAGCCGGACGCCUGCCUCUGCUGCACAAGCCAUCACAGCGCUUGACACCCAUACCUACCAGGUACCCGCAGAAUGGCUGAUGGCAAGGUGUACAAAGUACAGCGACGUGGGAAUGUGCACCUGUGCAGUUGGGUGGCAAGGUGCCUUCUGCGAGCACCAGGCCCUUGUUCAUCACCGAUACGGAGGGACUUUCCCCAACGCUCCUCUUCUCUCGGCCCACGAAUGCCACCAGCUGGGGCUCCUGGCUAUGGGAGACAAGUGCCAGCCUGUGGCUUUCUUACAAGGCUUCCAAGAACUGCCGGGGCAGCCGUCCACCAGCACUGCCAUGGAAGAAACUGCAGUGACAGCAGAGCCAAGCAGUGCCCCUGCAAUGGAACAGCAACAGCUGGCCAGCCUCGACGACUCCCCUUCCAUUGAUCCACAAGAGCAUCGACAGGUAUGA
Ixodes scapularis (black-legged tick) is the source of this 882-nucleotide messenger RNA. RefSeq lists its product as uncharacterized. The transcript has a single exon. NCBI's taxonomy places the organism in Eukaryota, Metazoa, Arthropoda, Arachnida, Ixodida, Ixodidae. The record is from RefSeq and is a predicted model, not a curated record. The coding region runs from base 1 to 882 and encodes 293 amino acids.